GCCCACCUGCAGGCGGCUGCGGCGAGGCGAGCCUGUGCGAGUGCACUGCGAGGCCGGCCGCAGGGAGGGAGGCGCGAAGAGGGCGCGAGGGUGGCAGCCGGAGGGAGCCGCCGCCCCUGCCAGCCCGGGUCCCCGUGGGGCGCAUGGGGCGCUUCGAGGCGGGAUCGCGCGCGGGCUCCGCGCCCCUCUUCCUGCUGCGGUGAGAAGCCGCGCCGGGACGCUCCCGAGACCCCGAGCAGCCGGGAGGAUGACCAUGGCCGGGGGCAGGAGGGGGCUGGUGGCCCCGCAGAACACGUUUCUGGAGAAUAUUGUCCGGCGGUCCAAUGAUACUAAUUUUGUGUUGGGAAAUGCCCAGAUAGUGGACUGGCCUAUCGUGUACAGCAAUGAUGGAUUUUGCAAGCUGUCUGGCUAUCACAGGGCGGAAGUGAUGCAAAAAAGCAGUACCUGCAGUUUUAUGUAUGGGGAGCUGACUGAUAAAGAUACAAUUGAAAAGGUGCGGCAAACAUUUGAGAACUAUGAGAUGAAUUCCUUUGAAAUUUUGAUGUAUAAGAAGAACAGCUGGGGGAAGUUUGCUCGGCUGACCAGAGCACUGACAAGCAGCAGGGGUGUCCUGCAGCAGCUGGCUCCCAGCGUGCAAAAAGGCGAGAAUGUCCACAAGCACUCGCGCCUGGCCGAGGUCCUGCAGCUGGGCUCAGACAUUCUUCCCCAAUACAAGCAAGAGGCACCAAAGACUCCCCCUCACAUCAUCUUACAUUACUGUGUUUUUAAGACCACGUGGGAUUGGAUCAUCUUGAUUUUAACCUUCUACACAGCCAUCUUGGUCCCUUACAAUGUCUCCUUUAAAACCAGGCAGAACAACGUGGCCUGGCUGGUGGUGGAUAGCAUUGUGGAUGUCAUCUUUUUGGUGGACAUUGUGCUGAAUUUUCAUACCACUUUUGUUGGACCAGCUGGGGAGGUGAUUUCUGACCCCAAACUCAUCCGCAUGAACUACCUGAAGACGUGGUUUGUGAUUGACCUUCUGUCCUGUUUGCCAUAUGAUGUCAUCAACGCUUUUGAGAACGUGGAUGAGGUUAGUGCCUUUAUAGGUGAUCCAGGGAAGAUCGGUUUUGCUGAUCAGAUUCCACCACCCCUGGAGGGGAGAGAGAGUCAGGGCAUCAGCAGCCUGUUCAGCUCUCUGAAAGUCGUCCGGCUGCUGCGCCUGGGGCGCGUGGCCCGUAAGCUGGACCACUACAUCGAAUACGGAGCUGCCGUGCUGGUCCUGCUGGUGUGUGUGUUCGGGCUGGCUGCUCACUGGAUGGCCUGCAUUUGGUACAGCAUCGGGGACUAUGAGAUCUUCGACGAGGAUACCAAGACCAUCCGCAACAACAGCUGGCUGUACCAGCUGGCGAUGGACAUUGGCACCCCUUACCAGUUCAAUGGGUCUGGCUCCGGGAAGUGGGAAGGUGGCCCCAGCAAGAAUUCCGUCUACAUCUCGUCGUUGUAUUUCACCAUGACCAGCCUCACCAGCGUGGGCUUUGGGAACAUCGCCCCCUCCACGGACAUCGAGAAGAUCUUUGCAGUGGCCAUUAUGAUGAUUGGCUGUAAGUACGGCAGUUGCUGGGGUUGGACCGAGGGGGCGUGGCAGGGGUCGAUUUCUUCUAUUAGCUGGAAGUAGAGUCAUGGCUGUGGUGCCACAGGA
Messenger RNA from Hipposideros armiger (great roundleaf bat), 1678 nucleotides. Its product is annotated as potassium voltage-gated channel subfamily H member 1-like. Gene Ontology annotation, molecular function: delayed rectifier potassium channel activity. Lineage: Eukaryota; Metazoa; Chordata; Mammalia; Chiroptera; Hipposideridae. The record is from RefSeq and is a predicted model, not a curated record. Gene Ontology annotation, biological process: regulation of membrane potential; potassium ion transmembrane transport. The transcript is spliced from 6 exons. Bases 248 to 1654 code for a protein of 468 amino acids. Gene Ontology annotation, cellular component: voltage-gated potassium channel complex; plasma membrane.